GAGCGUGAGAAGGGCCGGCUGCCGGAGCUGGGUUGCGAUCUUCCCGGAGCCGGAGACCCUCCCUCGAAACCGGCACUGGGACUUCUUGAUCUCUGGAGGCACCUGUUGCAAGUGACAGCGCUCGGCCGUCGAGCGGGGUCGCUAACCCGCACUCUCUUCGGACCUCCGACAUCGCGGCUUCUCUGGCGUUGGCCAGUCAGCCACAGGGAACUAGUAAAAAAAGAAAAAGAAAAAAUAAAGUGAAAGAGGCGUGUUGUCUAGUUUCAAAGGAGAGGAGAGAAGAGACUGAGUCGCCCUGUGUUGCCCAGGCUGGUCUUGAACUCCUAGGCUCAAGAGAUCCUCCUGCCUCAGCCUCCCAAAGUGCUGGGAUUACAGGCAACUCUGGUAGCUCUCCUUGUCUGGUUGUUUUGAAGAAAGAAGAGUAGAAGAAAAAGUUGAGUAAAUCAUGUCGGAGUUACUGGACCUUUCUUUUCUGUCUGAGGAGGAAAAGGAUUUGAUUCUCAGUGUUCUACAGCGAGAUGAGGAGGUCCGGAAAGCAGAUGAGAAAAGGAUUAGGCGACUAAAGAAUGAGUUACUGGAGAUAAAAAGGAAAGGGGCCAAGAGGGGCAGCCAACACUACAGUGAUCGGACCUGUGCCCGGUGCCAGGAGAGCCUGGGCCGUUUGAGUCCCAAAACCAAUACUUGUCGGGGUUGUAAUCACCUGGUGUGUCGGGACUGCCGCAUACAGGAAAGCAAUGGUACCUGGAGGUGCAAGGUGUGCGCCAAGGAAAUAGAGUUGAAGAAAGCAACUGGGGACUGGUUUUAUGACCAGAAAGUGAAUCGCUUUGCUUACCGCACAGGUAGUGAGAUAAUCAGGAUGUCCCUGCGCCACAAACCUGCAGUGAGUAAAAGAGAGACAGUGGGACAGUCCCUCCUUCAUCAGACACAGAUGGGUGACAUCUGGCCAGGCAGAAAGAUCAUUCAGGAGCGGCAGAAGGAGCCCAGUGUGCUAUUUGAAGUGCCAAAGCUGAAAAGUGGAAAGAGUGCAUUGGAAGCUGAGAGUGAGAGUCUGGAUAGCUUCACAGCUGACUCGGAUAGCACCUCCAGGAGAGACUCUCUGGAUAAAUCUGGCCUCUUUCCAGAAUGGAAGAAGAUGUCUGCUCCCAAAUCUCAAGUAGAAAAGGAAACUCAGCCUGGAGGUCAAAAUGUGGUAUUUGUGGAUGAGGGUGAGAUGAUAUUUAAGAAGAACACCAGAAAAAUCCUCAGGCCUUCAGAGUACACUAAAUCUGUGAUAGAUCUUCGCCCAGAAGAUGUGGUACAUGAAAGUGGCUCCUUGGGAGACAGAAGCAAAUCCGUCCCAGGCCUCAAUGUGGAUAUGGAAGAGGAAGAAGAAGAAGAAGAAGACAUUGACCACCUAGUGAAGUUACAUCGCCAGAAGCUAGCCAGAAGCAGCAUGCAAAGUGGCUCCUCCAUGAGUACGAUCGGCAGCAUGAUGAGCAUCUACAGUGAAGCUGGUGAUUUCGGGAACAUCUUUGUGACUGGCAGGAUUGCCUUUUCCCUGAAGUAUGAGCAGCAAACCCAGAGUCUGGUUGUCCAUGUGAAGGAGUGCCAUCAGCUGGCCUAUGCUGAUGAAGCCAAGAAGCGCUCUAACCCAUAUGUGAAGACUUACCUUCUGCCUGACAAGUCCCGCCAAGGAAAAAGAAAAACCAGCAUCAAGCGGGACACUAUUAAUCCACUAUAUGAUGAGACGCUGAGGUAUGAGAUCCCAGAAUCUCUCCUGGCCCAGAGGACCCUGCAGUUCUCAGUUUGGCAUCAUGGUCGUUUUGGCAGAAACACUUUCCUUGGAGAGGCAGAGAUCCAGAUGGAUUCCUGGAAGCUUGAUAAGAAACUGGAUCAUUGCCUCCCUUUACAUGGAAAGAUCAGUGCUGAGUCCCCGACUGGCUUGCCAUCACACAAAGGCGAGUUGGUGGUUUCAUUGAAAUACAUCCCAGCCUCCAAAACCCCUGUUGGAGGUGACCGGAAAAAGAGUAAAGGUGGGGAAGGGGGAGAGCUCCAGGUGUGGAUCAAAGAAGCCAAGAACUUGACGGCUGCCAAAGCAGGAGGGACUUCAGACAGCUUUGUCAAGGGAUACCUCCUUCCCAUGAGGAACAAGGCCAGUAAACGUAAAACUCCUGUGAUGAAGAAGACCCUGAAUCCUCACUACAACCAUACAUUUGUCUACAAUGGUGUGAGGCUGGAAGAUCUACAGCAUAUGUGCCUGGAACUGACUGUGUGGGACCGGGAGCCCCUGGCCAGCAAUGACUUCCUGGGAGGGGUCAGGCUGGGUGUUGGCACUGGGAUCAGUAAUGGGGAAGUGGUGGACUGGAUGGACUCGACUGGGGAAGAAGUGAGCCUGUGGCAGAAGAUGCGACAGUACCCAGGGUCUUGGGCAGAAGGGACUCUGCAGCUCCGUUCCUCAAUGGCCAAGCAGAAGCUGGGUUUAUGAGUCCCUGUCCUCUUCUGCAGGUCCAGCCCUGGCGAGGGCAGGUCAGAGGAAGUGAAGAAAUCAAGAGCAAAGAUUUAUAAUUUAAUGUGUAUGUGUGUGUGUGUGUGUGUGUGUGUGUGUGUGUGUGUGUGUGUGUGUAUGUGUACAAACAUGUAUUUUCUGCAAAUCUCAUUAUGCUGGCUAGAGUGAUGCAGACUUGUUCUUCUUUUUAAAGCAGUCUCAAGAAUAAGCAUUUCUUUAAAAUGUUUCUGUGUAUAAUCUAGUUUAUUUUCAGAGUCCAUUUUUUCUUAUGUCUUUAUAAGGUUUACUUAACUUAAAAACAGCUUUUAAAACAACUUUUUAUCUUCUGUCUUGCUAUCAUUGUUCCUACUUCCCUAGGAAGCCCUGGCUACCUUUCGCAUUAGGACCAGUCUGGGUUUUAAGGCUCUGGGAAGCAGGGUUGGUUAGUAAAGACAGGAAUGUGGGGGAGAGGUGAGUAGUUCCUUCCUCUUUCUCCUCUCCAAUUUAUGCUUUUAACUUAUUUUCUACCUGGAUAAACUUCUGGAACUUGGCUUUUAAAUUUAACUUUUCUAGUUUUUAAGCAGUUUCCACCUUGCUUUGGUCUAAUGCUUUUCUUUGAAAUGCUAACAGAAUUCCCAAGCUUUUUCCAGUUCUAGAUAUCUUUACUAGACCUUUGGGGGACUCUUAUAAUGGAGCUGCUUUCGAAAAGCACUUUAAUUAGAUAAUGUAUUUUGACUAAAUCACGAGGAUGCCCAGUGAGAGCUUCUAGCUGAUCUCAGAGGACCAGAGUGACUGAGGGUAAAGUGUCUCACAGCCCAUGCUGAAUUUUCUGCAUUUUAAACUGAUACUGCAGUCAUUGGAGAGAGAGCUCCUCAUUUCUCGAAUGAAAGAUGAGAUAUAUUCAUCCUCAUGUACCACAUCUGUCUUAGUGUUUGCGUCUGGGGUGUGUUAUCAAACAGAGCAUGGUCUACAUCCCACUGUGUCAACCAGAAUAACCAAGUGUUAUCUCAAUUGGCCCAGUGUUUCUCCAGGCUGGGGACUGUUAAGGGCUCUAAGGGAAUGUAGACAGAGUCUCCCUGUUAUUCUGACUUCCUGCUUGAUGAGCUUUCAGUUCCUGUUUUUGCUAUUGUUUCCCAAAUUUGACCUACAUAUUACAUGGGUGUAGUGUGUUGAGGCUUUUCAAAGAAGGGUCUAGUGAGCUAAGUUUCAUCUUCUGGUAUUCAUUGAUCCAAACUGACCUUUCUAUUCUCAUAAGCGUUUCUACCCAAAGUUGUGUGUGGAAGGAGUGUAUAGCAGAGAGGAAAUCCCUUUCAACAGAGUCAGCUGCUAACUGAUUUCCUAUAAGCACACUGGAUUAAGGGCAGCUACAGUGGUUUCUACUGUAUGUAUGAACCGAAUGGAGGAAUGUUUUCAAAGAUUGAUUUGGUGUGGAUUGCAAUUGUAAUGGAAGGCGUAACUUGGGAUCCCGGGCUGUAACUUGCUCUUUUGUUUCCCACCCCCCUGACAUGUAUGUGUGCUUUAAUAAAGCUUUCUCACUUGUCAAA
This is a messenger RNA of Pan troglodytes (chimpanzee), 4008 nucleotides long. RefSeq names its product synaptotagmin like 4 (gene SYTL4). Gene Ontology annotation, biological process: exocytosis; intracellular protein transport. Lineage: Eukaryota; Metazoa; Chordata; Mammalia; Primates; Hominidae. The record is from RefSeq and is a predicted model, not a curated record. The transcript has 20 exons. Gene Ontology annotation, cellular component: plasma membrane; exocytic vesicle. Bases 446 to 2464 code for a protein of 672 amino acids. Gene Ontology annotation, molecular function: small GTPase binding; phospholipid binding; neurexin family protein binding.